This is a messenger RNA of Mobula hypostoma (lesser devil ray), 3818 nucleotides long. RefSeq names its product zinc finger protein 628-like. Bases 183 to 2039 code for a protein of 618 amino acids. The record is from RefSeq and is a predicted model, not a curated record. The transcript has 3 exons. Lineage: Eukaryota; Metazoa; Chordata; Chondrichthyes; Myliobatiformes; Myliobatidae. Gene Ontology annotation, cellular component: nucleus. Gene Ontology annotation, biological process: regulation of gene expression.
AGAACGGUGACGCAGCAAGAGCUCCGGCUGGUGUUUGGCCUCACGCGUCGGAACUGGUCAUCGUGAUUGGACCUUGGUCAGCCCACUGUCCAAUCGCCACGCUUGGGAGGCUGGGCCACAGCCAAUUGAGCAGGGGAACGGGUGAGUGAGCAGGGGAAGGACGGAAGCCCGGAGACUCCUUGAUGGCGGACAGUGAGGUGGGGGUGCGGCAGGACCCGCUCCCCAGGCCGGAGCAGCCUUACCAGUGCCUGGAGUGCGGCAAGGCCUUCAAGUGGUCAUCGCGAUUGGCCCACCACCAGCGCAGUCACACUGGUGAGCGGCCUUACAAGUGCUCUGAGUGUGGCAAGGCCUUCAAGGGGUCAUCGGCUCUGCUCUACCACCAGCGGGGCCACACUGGCGAGCGCCCCUACAAGUGCCAGGAGUGUGGCAAGGCCUUCAAGCGCUCGUCACUGCUUGCAGUCCAUCAAAGUGUGCACACGGGGCUGCGGGCAUUCCAGUGCACCCUGUGCCCGCUGGCCUUCAAGUGGUCCUCCCACUACCAGUACCACCUCCGCCAGCACUCUGGGGAGCGGCCCUAUGCCUGCGGCGAGUGUGGCAAGGCCUUCAAGAACUCGUCCAGUCUCUCCCGGCACCGGCACGUCCACACCGGUGAAAGGCCCUACCCCUGCCCGCUCUGCGGCAAGGCCUUCGCCCAGUCUGCCAACCUUCGUCAGCACCAGCGCACUCACACCGGCGAGCGGCCGUACCGCUGCCCUGACUGUGGUCGAGCCUUCACUCACUCCUCCAACCUCCUGCUGCACCGCCGCACUCACUCGUCUCAGCGGGCCCAAUCGCCACCCCGGCGGACCCAACCCCACGUUUUCCCUGAACCUCCCCCUCCUGCUCACCCCACUCCAGCUGACCCGUCCACCCCCAUUUCACCUCCCCAUCCGCCACCUUCUGCUGCAGGAGAGGACCAACUCUCUCUUGUCCCGACGUGUUCUCCGGAGGGGGGCCGGACUCUCGAGGAGGAAGAUGUGGGGGCAGAAGAAGAGGAUGAAGGGGAGGAGGGGGGAGGGUCAGCCCCCUAUCAGUGUGGCCUUUGCGAACGGGCAUUCUCCCGGCUUCCCGCCCUCCUGGCCCACCAGCGGGUGCACACUGGUGAGCCCCCUUUGGCUGGGGCUGAAGCUGAAGUCACCUGCACUGCCUACCUCCCCUCCUCCUCCUCCUCCUCCUCCACUGCCGAUGAGACCCCCAUCUCAGCUCCCCCACAGCCACAGCCCCCUUCCUCUGGUGAGCGGCCCUAUAAGUGCCCGGAGUGUGGCAAGGCAUUCCGGGGUUCUUCAGGCCUGCGUUAUCACUUAAGGGGCCACACUGGCGAGCGCCCCUAUGAGUGUCAGGAGUGUGGCAAGGCCUUCAAGCGUUCCUCACUGUUGGCAGUCCACCAGCGGGUCCACACGGGGCUGCGGGCAUUCCAGUGCACCCUGUGCCCGCUGGCCUUCAAGUGGUCCUCUCACUACCAGUACCACCUCCGCCAGCACUCUGGGGAGCGGCCCUACGCCUGCGGCGAGUGUGGCAAGGCCUUCAAGAACUCGUCCAGUCUUUCCCGGCACCGGCACGUCCACACCGGUGAAAGGCCCUACCCCUGCCCGCUCUGUGGCAAGGCCUUUGCCCAGUCCUCUAACCUUCGUCAGCACCAGCGCACUCACACCGGCGAGCGGCCGUACCGCUGCCCUGACUGUGGUCGAGCCUUCACUCACUCCUCUAACCUCCUGCUGCACCGUCGCACUCACUCCGCUGAGCGCCCUUAUGUCUGCGGUGCCUGUGGCAAGUCCUUUGUCAUGGCCUCCUAUCUUCAACGCCAUCUCCGCACCCACGCCCCGGGACCGCCAGCGGUGGCCAGUGGUUCUGCUGCUGCCCCAUCUGUCGAACCAGCCGCACAGGCCCUGCCUAACAUCCAGACCCUGCAGACAAUCCAGACGUUGCAGGGGGUGCCAGCUGUGCAGAUCAUCCACACUGUUCAGGCCCUCCCCACCAUCCAGCUAGUGCAGACAUUCUGAGAAGGGGGUCACCCCCCCCUACCCUCAGGUGGGGGGAAUCAUCCCUUUGCCAGUGCCCUGCUUCAGAUGUUGGAAGGAGAUGCAGGUUGUCCCGAUGUUGCAUUGCCUGGCGUCUGUCACGAGGAGAUGUGCAGGUCGUUUAAACCACGAGAUUCAUCUUGGAGUUGAAGUGAUGGCUUUCUACCACCAGGAGGAGCUUUGGAGCUAUCUCGAUGUUGUAGUGACUUGUUUCUACCACUAGGGGCACUGUGGCAAUGCGUCAUUGUUGCAGUAUGUUGCAUCCACCAACAGGAGGGGCUUUGAAGCUGUUUCCACCCCCGGUGGGCUCCACUGCAGUCAUUUCUGGUUUGUGUUGCUUGGCUUCCACCAUCUAGAAGCACUUUGGGGAUACGGUUGUAGUUGCCUUUUUGAAACAUUGGAAGGCACCACUGGAGUCAUCUGUGGAUUGUAUUCGUGGAUUUCCACCUCCGAAAGGGCCUUGAAGUGACUUUCUUCCCCAGUGAGAGGGUGUGGCAGAGAUGAUUCGAUGCUGCACUGCCUAGCAUCCUGUUUCCACCACCGGAGGGCUACACUGGAUUUCCCUUUCAAACACCAGGAGGUUCUUUGGAGUCUUCUUGGCAUUGUACUGACUUGAAUUCACAGUUGUAGGAAGGAAUGGAGGCACUUGGGUGUUGCAUUGCUGAACUUUAUCACCAGGAGGUGGGGGGGGGGCGGUUGCUAAGGGACACCAUUUGACGUUGCAGUCAUCUUUUUCCAGCAUUGGCAGUUCAGUGGACUCAGUGGGGGCGGGGGGGAUGUGGAGAGCUGUUUGCGUUGGUCACUGCCCACAGCCAGCGAGGCAGUGCAGAGCCAUCCCAUCCUUUGCAGUGACCUAGGUUUGCAUUGCUGGGGAGGGAGGAGGGUGAAAUUUAUUUUCUGGCCUGUGCUGCCAGGGUGUGACCCAUUUGUGUUGGCAGGAUGGAGCUGCGGAGUUUGUGGUGAUGCAUUGACCAGCCUCUUACUGCCAGGGUGGCAGUGUGGGGCACAGCAGUGGACCGCUGCAGUAACCCUGGCAGGGGGAGCUGGUUGCAGGGCGACAGCACACUCUUUUCCCCACCAAGAGUCAUUGCAGUGGGGGUGGGGGUGGGGAGGCAUGCUGGGUGGAAAAUUUAAGGGAUAUGCUUGGGACAGCAGAUAACCCUGUGUGUGUGUGUGUGUGUGUGUAAUAUAUAUAUAUAUAUAUCUAUAUAUAUAUAUAUAUAUAUAUAAAAUAUGCAUGUGUAAAUUUACUAAUUUGAUCCUGUAUAUGUGUGUAAAAAGAAACAGUUAAUCAACGACACAACUGUGUGGGUCCCAGAACUGGCAUGGGGCGGUUCACUUGAGAGGAAAUCACAAGGCUGUGACUGUUAUCAAGAUGGGGGAUCUGGCCUCAUUUUCCUACAGCUCCUGCGGCAACGAGGCAAGCCCCCUUGUACAGAUUGGGCACUUCCUUGUGUCUCGUAAUUUAAUAUCUGUAAAAAAAAAUACUGAAUUCAACACUAGGUACGCAAAAUGAUUUCUUGAACUGGUGUUAAUAAAUAUUCUGCAUGUGGUUACUUUGAAAUUUGUACAUUAACUGCUGACGGGAUGCUAUCAAAUACCAUGGCAUUCACCCUUCCAUGACCUGAAACUUGGAAAGUCCAACACAUUGGUAAUUUCAAGGUUCAAAGUAAAUUUAUUCUUAAAGUACAUGUAUGUCAUAUGCAACCCUGAGGUUCCUUUUUUUUGUGGACAUUCACAGUAAAUAUGAAGAAACACAAC